Molecule: messenger RNA, 1108 nt
Organism: Diorhabda sublineata
Lineage: Eukaryota; Metazoa; Arthropoda; Insecta; Coleoptera; Chrysomelidae
Gene: nau
Product: transcription factor SUM-1
Exons: 6
Coding region: 194-1066 (290 amino acids)
Biological process (GO): regulation of transcription by RNA polymerase II; muscle organ development; positive regulation of myoblast differentiation
Molecular function (GO): protein dimerization activity; RNA polymerase II cis-regulatory region sequence-specific DNA binding; DNA-binding transcription factor activity, RNA polymerase II-specific
Source: RefSeq, a predicted model, not a curated record
UUUUAAAAUGCGUUAAGUGAUAUGAUACGAAAGUUUUAAUAAUAAAGUUUUUUGUGUAAAAUAACAAGUUCUUUUUGUGGUGGAUUCAAACAAUUUGUGCAAUCUUUCGAAUGAUUCGGUACUGAAGAACUUUAAAAGAAUUGAAAGCAUGCUUUUUAUUCGAAAAUGUACUAAACUAUAAAGUGAAGCAGAUAUGAACUAUUAUUCAAAUAUAUUUCAAUCAAAAGACUCUCGUCAUCAGCGCCUGAAAUAUCCUGAUUCAAAUGAUUAUCAAAUAUAUAUAUCGAAAAAUCAAAGAAAUGUAGUACCUGAACUUCAACGAUUUAGAAUGAAAGAAAUGAAUACUGGAGUGAAGAAUAAAGAUGUACAAGAAGAGGAAUAUUUAAGAAAUUUUGGAAAGCAAAGUAAAUUUCCACUGUCUGAAAACUCUACUACCUGCAUUCAAAAAUCAAACAAUAAUAAUAAAAGAGGUUUGAGGAUAGACACCGGAUACGUGAGUGCAGAAAGUUCAAUAGAAGAAAGCGAAGAGGAAAAAGAAAUCGCGCGUCAUAUUUUAGAACCCGCGGUUCAUCAUACAGGAUGUUUGAUAAAUGGACCGAGGAAGUGUCUGGCAUGGGCCUGCAAAGCAUGUAAAAAGAAAACAGUCGCCAUUGACAGAAGGAAAGCUGCCACAUUAAGAGAAAGAAGAAGGUUACGAAAGGUGAAUGAGGCAUUCGAAAUGUUGAAAAAAAGGACCUGCAAUAAUCCUGGUCAGCGAUUACCAAAAGUUGAAAUACUCAGAGGCGCGAUAGAAUAUAUAGAAUAUCUUGAAGAAAUUUUACAAGGUUCAAAAUCAUCUGUAGAUAGCAACCAUAGCAUAGUUCCUAAAACCGAAUAUAUGAAUUGUUCAUCAAAUCACUUUGCUUGCGAAAGGCUACAACAAUUUAGUGAACCUCUACAUAGAUUUAACCCAUUAAGUGGUUGUGAUUUAGGAACUAAUACGUCAAGUUUAGAUUGCCUUAAUUUGAUCGUACAAAGUAUAACUAAUAAUAAGAAUAAGCAAGAAAAAAACGAGCCUGUUACGUGAUGAUGAAUCUCUAGGUAUAUAAAAGUAGUACAGAAACUAUCG